Marchantia polymorpha subsp. ruderalis is the source of this 2227-nucleotide messenger RNA. The record is from the annotation of a GenBank genome assembly. Lineage: Eukaryota; Viridiplantae; Streptophyta; Marchantiopsida; Marchantiales; Marchantiaceae.
CAGUCCGCCGACGUUAGACGGACGAGAUCAGAACGCGGCUACGGCUGCCGGAGCUGCGACUAGCGGGAGAAUCGUGCCUGGAGCAUAUUCCUCCGCGGUACCGGUACCGACCAGGUUCGCCCGCUCUGGGCCGGAGCGGGGAGAGGUGGCGCAAGAGGGAGAGAGCGAGAGAGCGAGAGAGCGAGAAUUCCUGUCACUGCCUUGUGGCCGAGGGCGAGGGCCAGAAGGCAGAGAGAGGGUGCUUUUCAAGAGGGAGGGAGCAGGAGGGUUGAGGAGCAGGUUUUGAUCGUGGCGGAGGGAUCGGUGCGAGGAGGCGAGAGCAGGUGGAUCACCGAAAUGGCGCUCGUUGCCGGUUCUCUGCAUGAGUGGCUCACCAAUUCCUCUUACGUUUGGGGCAAGGAUCAAACUGCGGCAGUUGUGAAUCGAAAGAAGGCCCGUGCUCAUCGAAAAACUGGCAGCGAGAGAGAUGCGCAUACUGCAACCGUAGAGCGAGAAAAUCACGAGGCUUCGAUCAAGGUCAGCAAACGGAGAUACCGUAGAUGGCUGAAUGACAGGCUCCUGAGGGAGCUCGCACCGCCUUUGGAAGCAUCAGAGAUUGCUAGUCUCUUCGCUCCACCUCCAUGGGGCGAAAAGUCAGCAAUUAGUCCUCUAGAACGAGUGACUGGUGCAGGUCCUUCUCCAAUGCAAGACGCCGCCGGAUGGGAACCGUUUCGACAUAUCGAUAUGGACUUGCAGGCCAAGUUGUUGAGGGCAGAUCGGCCGAGAAGUAUGAACGGUAGCAAUGGCACCGUAAAGCAGACAUCAGCAAUGGAAGCUUGGCGUCAAGUAGAACGUACAGCGCGAGAUGCUUUGCGGAGGAACUCCCAGUCGCCUCUUCUGGAACUCUAUGAGGAGAAGCUGCGAGCUUACCUUUCCGAGAUUGAAGAGGGAGACAAUGGCAAGGAGCUUGUGCUAGAAGUUGAAGCUCCUUUUCAUCGUCUUCUAUUGCACGGAUUGAGUCAGUAUUAUGGAUUGACAUCCCGAACCGUGACGGUAUCAGAGGCGAAGAAGGUCGCUGGUGUCGAGGCAUGUUCAGACCCGAUAGUUAUACACAUAAAGAAGCGAGAGUCCUCGAAACCCAAAGCGUUGCUCCCUGGGUCAGUUGGCCGUCCGAAUUUGACGCAAUUUCUGCGGGAAGUGCAACAUCGACCCCAGGUUGCAGUAGUUUGUUGAGCCUGUCGCGAUUGGAUUAGAUCGUUAACUGACCAGUCAACUUAUCAGACGAAACCUUGUACAAGUUGUAGAAUAUUAGCCAUCAUCAUUGAGCCGUCCCAGUGGCUCGAACUGGAAGAAAAUAGUGAAGUCGGGCGGUCAUUCUGCUGACUAGCAUGAUAAAUGACCUUCCAGACGCAUGGAUUGUGCGUUCCAAUCAGAUUGUCAACGCAUAUCCAAAACGUUCUAUGAGCGAUGGACCAUUCCGUUUCUACUGCAGAUGCAGUUAAAUGAAUCAAGUAGAUUGAGUGCACACUUGUAGUAUAUCUUGUAUAGGAGGUUGGAGAGUUUUUUUUAAUCAAUACUCUCGAGCCUCUCACAGUUACGAUGCCAGUGGUGUAGCUUUGUACUUGGAAAGUGAACUCACGAUGCACGAAAGGUACAACUCGUCGAUCGAUCAUUUGAUUCAAAUGGACAAAGUUGUCCGAACAGCACAUUUGUGAAUGUCGUUUCGUACAAAACUGUCAAAAAGCUGGAAAUGAUCUGUAAGUGCCUCGCUGAUAUUCCUCUACUGGCCUUUGCCCGUACCAUUCUAACAAGAACGCCACGCAGAGUAGGACGUAUAGAAUAUUCUUCCAAGUAUUGCUUCUAUGAGGAUUUCUUUGAGACUGUUUCGUCUCAGUUCGUAUGAAACCUUCCUGUACGUGCAUCACGAAUUAGUUCAUGCUGUCUGAGAUUCAAUGUCUGAAAGUUUGGCAUGAGAUGUCUAAACUCUGUUUCCUUCGGAGAUGGAAACUCGUGCUACGUUUUGCCGUGGCCUUCAAAAGCGAGAGUUUGUGAGCAGCAUCUGUUUGCCAUCAGUGGGAAGAUCGAUGAGGUUGUAUCGCUGGAGUCCCGUCUUAUCCUCUUUGGACUGCUUAGGUUCUGCCUUUGGAAUCGCCAAGCUGCCGUCUGAUCUCGUGUCUGUCAUACUUCCGGAUUCUCCCCGUCCAUGGCUACUAUUUAUCCGGUAUUCGAGUUAAGGUCUCUUCAACGC